AUGGCACACGCACCGGAAGAAAUUCUGGACAACCCAGAUGGCUCGUCCUUCCUCUGGAUAUUCGAACAUUGUCUUCGGUACCCCGAGACCUAUGAAAUGCCUCUUCGCAACAUGUAUGCAUUGAAUUGCAACCCCACGAGACAACCGCCAGUCGCACCCGGAGUCCCCGAGACAGCCUUUGCCAAUCGCGCCUCCCACUCGUCGAAAUCCUCGGAGUCAUCGCAGGAGGCCGGGUGGGGCCGUGAUUCCGACUUUCGGGCCAUGCUAACCCAUGAGAUCUCCCUCAAAUCAUCGCAACCCUGCUCGCUGCCUCCUACUUUCCUCACGACGUUUCUACGUCGCUGCUUCGCUCAGGAGCUGGAAUCUGUUGAUUUCCCUCAGGCCCUGACCGGUCUGGACUACCUCAAAGACCUUGAGGUUCGUCGCAAGAAGGAAGUGGGCGCCGCGUUGCAGCGUUUGGAAGUGCAGCGUGAUGAUCUCCGCCCGAAUUCGGAGUUUCGAAAGAAGUACCCAGGCGUGGUAGCAUGGAUCGACGGCAUGAACGUGAAGAACCGCAAGAUGGAAGCGCUCUAUACCCAGAUCUACAUUGGUCUCCGUCGCUGGACUCUCAUCAAUGAGAUGCUUAUGGAGCCAUUCAACAGAGCCAACUGCAUUGCCAUGCUGAACACUCUGUUUCCUCCUGUCACCGAUGGGACGGUCACUCCCACCUCGCAGUUGACUCCCCAGAUUCUCAAGUCUCAAAGAGACGGGUUCUUCCGGUACAUCUCGGCCAUCAACAACAACAACGCCAAAGUGAUCCUUGACAAGGUAAUCAGCCAGGGAGCCCCGGAAGGCGCGGACAACGGGUGGCCGCUGGUGCGAGACGCCCUGGACAAAUAUGUUCGGACAGCCAACGAGGUCAUCGACGAAUGCGCGACGGUCAGUGGCCCGGCUAGUUUCGAUAACCUCGAGAGUUUCGACAGCCCCGAGGUCACCGAAGACUUCUCUUCGACCCGGGGACACAAAGGCCGCAAGGUCGACUCGGGCAUUAGCUUUGGGUCGUCCGUGGUGCUACCCUCUCCCUCAACCAACGACAGCAGCAGCAGGGCAGAAGACAUCCUGGAUAAACCGCUGCCCCCAUCACCCACCCUCAACACGCCCUACAAAUCGGGCGGCUCUAAACUAGAGCGGCUGGCGCGCGAGAUCCGCAAACUCAGCGACAGCGGAAAAGUCAAGGGCCUGAAGAAAAUGAGAUCCACCAGUGCCCUUGGCGUUCGCCCGGAAAACAUCCCGGGCAAGACCGUGGAUCAUGCGUCCUUCUUUGAAAUUGACGAGCAGAAGCGCAAGAGGUUGAUUUGGGAGGCGACAAGCCGUAGAAGGCCCCAUUCCAAACAACCCAGCGCGGACUCUCUUCAAGAGUGA
Messenger RNA from Aspergillus steynii IBT 23096, 1401 nucleotides. RefSeq lists its product as uncharacterized. The coding region runs from base 1 to 1401 and encodes 466 amino acids. Lineage: Eukaryota; Fungi; Ascomycota; Eurotiomycetes; Eurotiales; Aspergillaceae. The record is from RefSeq and is a predicted model, not a curated record. The transcript has a single exon.